This is a messenger RNA of Diospyros lotus (date-plum), 1566 nucleotides long. RefSeq names its product NAC domain-containing protein 6. Gene Ontology annotation, molecular function: DNA binding. Gene Ontology annotation, biological process: regulation of DNA-templated transcription. Bases 231 to 1076 code for a protein of 281 amino acids. NCBI's taxonomy places the organism in Eukaryota, Viridiplantae, Streptophyta, Magnoliopsida, Ericales, Ebenaceae. The transcript is spliced from 3 exons. The record is from RefSeq and is a predicted model, not a curated record.
ACCAUCUCCUAUAAAACCCAUUCACCCCCUUUCACCGAAACAAAAUAUCCUAUUAAUCAAACACCAUCUCCUAUAAAACCCUUUCACUUCUCCUGUCUUUCUUUGCACCUACAGGUUGGAGCAAACCCAAAGCCGCUACUACUCGAGUAUAUUAAUAUACAGAGCCACACACUUAUAUUACAUAUACACCAAACCCCUUAUAAUAUAUUAGCAAGUAGUAUUCAAUAUUCAUGGAGGAAUCGACGUCGGAGCUUGAACUGCCGGGAUUUAGAUUUCACCCCACGGAGGAAGAGCUACUCGGAUUCUACCUUAAAAACAUGGUUUUCGGAAAGAAGCUUCACUUUGACAUCAUUGGUUUCCUCAACAUCUACCACCAUGAUCCUUCGGAUUUGCCUGGGCUGGCUAAGAUUGGGGAGAGGGAAUGGUACUUCUUCGUGCCGAGGGACAGAAGACACGGGAACGGGGGGAGGCCGAACCGGACCACCGAAACCGGGUUCUGGAAGGCCACCGGUUCGGACAGGAAAAUUCUGAGCCACUCCGAUCCCAAGAGGCUCAUUGGCCUCAAAAAGACUCUGGUCUUCUACAAGGGAAGAGCCCCCCGGGGCUGCAAAACCGAUUGGGUCAUGAACGAGUAUCGCUUGCCCGAGAAUUUUCCCUCUCCCAAGGAAAUAGUGUUGUGCAAGAUAUACAGGAAGGCGACGUCGUUGAAGGUGUUGGAGCAGAGGGCGGCGAUGGAGGGGGAGAUGAAAGGCUUGCGAGGGCUGGAGCCGUCGCCGCCGAUGACGCCGCCGACAGAUACCGUCUCCUUUACCGGGCCGCAAGAAGAGAGCAUGGAGAUGGCCGCCCAAUUCAUGGCCUUCAAAAGGGAAGAUACUGAAGACGACUAUAAUGCGCUCUUUGUACAAGAUAAUGCAAUUAGUACUUCAACGACGUCAGGGAAAGCGAAAUUAUCGGAGCUGCAAGUGCCCAGGUUCAGCAUGGACUGGACGCAGGACCAGCUUUGGGCGCCGCUGCGAAGCCCCUGGCUCGACAAUUUCGCGAUGCCCCAGCCCCAGGCCAAUGUUAUGAACUUUUAAUUGAAGUCCAUUGCCACCCGAGUUUUGGCCUAGCCGUAGACAGUAACGCUGCUGAACUCGAAAUUUUGAGUUCGGAACUUGCUCUCUCUCAAUUGGCAUAAUCUUAAUUAUCCCAAACAAUAAGGUUCAAACAUAACGACGUCGGGAUUUUGUAGAUAAAUUUGGUUCGACAGCCUAAUUUGGGUCCAUUUUGCAGCGAAGAAUCUGAAGCUCCGUGGCGAUCCCUGGCUUUGUUAAGAAGUCUUGAGUGAUGCAUUGACUUAGUUUAAUAAGAAUUUAAUGUGUUUUUAUUAGCACUGUUCUAAGUUUUUUAAUUAAUUUGUUGGUGCUGGGACGGGCAGCUUGCAGAUUCAUCUGUAUUUUGGAUGAGGAAAGGAAUCCUUCUCCCAUACUCGUCUUUGCAUCUUCGUUCUUCUUGUCGUGGAUAAUGUACUUGACUUUCUUGGACCCAUCAUCAAUUUCUAUCAACUACUAAUAUAGUUGUCCUGUA